GAGCAACUGGCGUGUAAAAGAGCAACGCAUUGAGAUCGUAUACAUCGCUGCUUUGCCCUUUGCCUUUCGCCCUUCGCCCCUCGAACAACGAACAUGACUGAUUCUAGUUCGGCGAGCCUGAUCAGGUCCCCGCCAACUUAUGGAUCCACCAGCACCACGAUGGAUGAUGAGCAGCCAGAGCAACCUCUCAUUCUCUUUGCAGAGUUCCCUAGCGAUCUCAAUCGCGACAAGACCUUCGCAUUGCCUUUAGCCCGGGAACUGUCAAUUUGUGAUACAAUCGACCCAAACUCGAUUCCAGUCGGACAGGCCUCUAUUGCAUCUGAAGUUGCCAACCUCAGCAAAAAUCUUAUUGGAUGCGGAGUUCUAUCUCUUUCCGGAGGUAUCGCCAUGUUCGCCGACUCGCCUAAUGCCGUUUACCCGGCCUCACUAUGGGUUAUUGUCAUGGGCGCUAUCUUCGGAUAUUUUUGUCUCCUAAUUGGGAAGCUAUGUGAUAUGACUCGGUCAAGUACAUAUCGCGAAUGCUGGCAAAAGACCAUGGGCGACGAUGGCUCGACCGUGGUAGCCUGCAUCAACGCGCUUAAAGCAGCUCUCGCCAAUCUGGCAUAUUCGACAAUUUUGUCGCAGUCCGGAAGCUCUCUUUGCCAAACGAUCGGCAUUGAAGUCUCCCGAGUGUCAUGUUUGUUGAUUAUAACGGUUACCAUGAUCCUUCCCUUAUGCAUGCUAAAGCAGAUUCGUGUCCUGGCACCAUUUUCAAUUUUGGGUACCGCAGGAACGUUGUUGACAGCUCUGGCAAUGAUUAUUCGGUAUAUGGAUGGCUCCUACCUCCCUGAAGGUGCUUUUUACCAUGACAUCCAGCCAACUUUGCAACCCUCAUUUGGAACAACAAACCGUGUUUGGAGCACUGCGGUAUUACCGUAUGUUUGUAUGCUAUUUGAAGCCUUCGUCAUGCAUUACAACGCUGCCCGUUUCUACAAUGAGCUUAAACACGCGACACCGGCUCGAUUCGGGACGGCUGUCUCGUCUUCGUUCGCACUGUCUUCGACCGUCUACGUGGCCAUUGCGACCGUGGGAUUUCUCACAUUUGGUGGCAAUUCGGACAGUUUCAUUCUCAACAACUACAGCGCCAACGAUCCGUUAGCUACCUUGAGUCGUCUUGCCAUUUCAUUUUCAACGCUGACAACAUAUCCACUUGUUUUCAUCGGCUUCCGAGACGGUGCUCUCGAUAUUUUGGAAAUUCCGGCUGCUCGACAAACCAACAAGAAUCUCAACAUUUUGACCGUGAUUCUCUUGGCCAUCAUUACAAUCAUCGCCGUCUUUGUGACUGACUUAGGAAUCAUCAAUGCUGUGGGUGGGGGCACUUUUGCGACUGCAAUUGUCUUCGUGUUUCCUGCGCUUAUGUAUCGGUCAGCCGUUCAAAAAAUGGGUCCGUCGAGUAAUGAAAUGGAAGUUUAUUUUGCUUUGGUGCUUAUGGUUUUCGGUAUUGGCAUUGGCGCAAUUGGAGUUAUCCAGUCCAUUAUUGUGUCGAUCAAAGACUAAUUUUGUCUGUACCGUGCACAGCUGGACGGGGUACUGUAUAGGGAGUCUAAAAAUGUUGAUGCUUUUAUUUGAUCAAUG
This is a messenger RNA of Phaeodactylum tricornutum CCAP 1055/1, 1614 nucleotides long. RefSeq lists its product with no specific name. The transcript has a single exon. Gene Ontology annotation, biological process: amino acid transmembrane transport. The coding region runs from base 94 to 1536 and encodes 480 amino acids. Gene Ontology annotation, molecular function: amino acid transmembrane transporter activity. The record is from RefSeq and is a predicted model, not a curated record. Lineage: Eukaryota; Bacillariophyta; Bacillariophyceae; Surirellales; Neidiaceae.